Messenger RNA from Pseudomassariella vexata, 1370 nucleotides. RefSeq lists its product as uncharacterized. Bases 325 to 1233 code for a protein of 302 amino acids. The record is from RefSeq and is a predicted model, not a curated record. Lineage: Eukaryota; Fungi; Ascomycota; Sordariomycetes; Amphisphaeriales; Pseudomassariaceae. The transcript has a single exon.
ACUUGAUGUAACUUGUAAAUGGGAUCAAGCCGCAAACAUUGGCGCGGCUGUCCUUACCAGUGACAACUAUACAGGUCAUCCUGACCAACCGCGCAUUUAAGCUGCAAUUAGGCUUUUGGCUUAUCUACGAUGCAGGCCAGGAGGAAGGUGAGUAGGCGUUAAACGAUAGACGGGUGUAAAAGAAUGGAAUCGAACUCAAUAAAAGGGGCUCUCUAUAUUCGAAAGCAUCUUCACAUGGUCACUCAACAAUACUCCUGAAAAGCACUGGAUCACACUCUUAAUUUAACCCAAUCCAACUCGUUCUCAAGAUAAUCACUACCGAAAAUGACUGGAAACAACGUCUGGUUCAUCUCGGGCGCGACCAGCGGCUUCGGCCUCUCCAUUGCCCGUGAAGCCCUCUUCCGCGGCGACAAAGUCAUCGCGUCCUCGCGCAGCGCGACGACAUCCAGUAAACUCAUCUCCCUGUCCUCCACCUACCCCUCCUCUUCCCUCCUUCUCAUAGACCUCGACGUCUCCGCCCCAGACUCCACAAUCCAGUCCGCCUUCCAAAAGGCCACCGACGCCUUUGGUCCCAUAACCCACUUCAUCAACGCGGCGGGCUACCUCCUCCAAGGCCCUAUUGAAGGCGCCUCCCAGCAAGAAGUCCUCAACACGUUUACUGUUAAUGUCCUGGGCAAUAUCAACCUAAUCCGGAACGAAAUCGCCCUUCUCCGUCCCCGGGGCCAAGAGCACGUGGGCGUCAUCGCCAAUUUUGGCAGCAUGGCAAGCUGGGGUGGAGGGCCGGGGUACGCCUAUUACAGCGCCACGAAAUGGGCCAUAUCGGGGUUCACCGAGUCGCUGUACGAAGAAGUGGCGCCGUUGGGGAUCCGGGGGAUUGUGAUUGAACCGGGGUACUUCCGCACGGGGUUCUUGAGUACGGGAGGGGGCAAUAUGCUGCGUGUGGAAAAGCAGAUGGCGGAGGAGUAUAAGACGACAGGCGUGGGUGGCCUAGAGACUAUGCUGGCGCAGGCUAAUGAUAAUCAGCCGGGCGAUGUGGCAAAGGGAGCCAAAGUCAUUGUGGAUGUUUUGACGCAGACGGGGGUUGGGGCGGGCAGGGAGAUUCCGAUGAGGUUGUUGCUGGGGCCGGAUUGUGUUGAAGCCGUGCGUAGCAAGAUGGCUAGGACAGAGGCCACCAUCAAGGAGUGGGAACAUGUCAGUCUUGGGACUGAUCAUGAGGAUGUGAGGAAGGAUUAAUGCAUACGAAACCGGCUUAGUUAACUUGGGAAUGCUGGAGUGUCCCUCACUCAUUUGCCUCUUUGACCAGCUUCAAAGCCACGUUCCACGAUAUUACUGUAUUUCAAGACAUACAUUAGUCACUACGAGCUGAGUCU